This is a messenger RNA of Penicilliopsis zonata CBS 506.65, 2431 nucleotides long. RefSeq lists its product as hypothetical. The transcript has 2 exons. The record is from RefSeq and is a predicted model, not a curated record. Lineage: Eukaryota; Fungi; Ascomycota; Eurotiomycetes; Eurotiales; Aspergillaceae. Bases 490 to 2340 code for a protein of 616 amino acids.
CUUGUUGUAUAUUUGUCCUUGAAAUGGGCGUGUCUCUCAACUUAUCAUCGCAACCUCCGCUCACUAAAUACCAUUGAAAAAAACCCUAGACUGGUUGAUUAUUGACCCUCCUCCUCCUCCGUCCGUUUGCUGUGGGUUUAUCGUCCGGUUCCGCUUCCCGCCUCCCAGCCGCCAACCUUGAAGCUUCCCUUGCAACCGACUCUCACCACGCCACGCCCACACCACCACCUGCUCUGCCACUUGAACCGACUGACUUUCUAUCUGUGACUACGUCUCCUUCCAUAUUCCUUUCUUGAGCGUGGGCUUUUACAGGAUCCUCGUCGAAUGCGACCGCGGGGGGGCUAGAUGACGCAUGGUCUCGCCUAGGACGACCCUCCUCCGAUGGCCAUCGCAGGCAGCUCUUUCUCGCUGGUGAUGGGACGCUGAAGACCCUGUCUCCGCACUCAAACGAACCAGAAGCAGAUAUCCAGUCCAUCUGUGCCGCCAGGAAUGAGUUCCACGGGCGCCCUGGGCGAUAGUCUUCGUACCAGCGCGGCCGCCAGCUCCAGUGCGACGACAAGCAGGAGGUCGGCCUCCACCGUCCGGCCACGCACCCGCCGUCUCAUCUCCUUCAAUGACGAUGACGACAACGACAACAAUCCGUACUGUAGCGAUGGCUACCAGUCUCCGGCAUCGGGGCUCUCAACCACGCUUGCUGCCUCGGAAUUAACCCCGCCACGGUCGCGCGGUGCGACCCCGUUGCCCUAUACCUCACGGGGAGCGUCCCCGAUGCCGAUGCGACACCCGUCCCGGGCGACAGAGGUCUGCAGCCAAAGUGGCAGUGAGGGCUGGGAUGAUAAUGUCAGGGUGCCUUCUUUGGGAAGAGCCGGGAUUGCCGGCGGAGAUCGGGCCAAGCUCGCCGCCGGCCAGUCUCGGCCAACGAUGAACCUGUUCGACGCCUCAUGGUCGUCGCUUCAGAGUCUCGCUUCGUCCGUGCUGGGAAGCGAUGUUGGAGGCACAUCGACGAAUGGCGACGCAAUGUCACAUCGGCGGCGGAAGCCGUUGCGUUCAGACAACCACAUGACAAGUACGCCGAAGCAGUGGUCGACGUCUCCAUCGACCUGGGGUCCGACGGGCCUGACAUCGGCCGAGAUCGGCGCCGGCACCAGGGAGGAAAGACAGGCGUUGGUUCAAGCCAAGAAGAGGGAAGCGCUGCUCCUGGCCGAUACGGGGUUGACUUCCACGCUGAAACGGGGGCAUAAGCGACGGGACUCGACGGAGCAGCCUGAUCAAGCGGUCGUCGACCCGGGCCAAGACGGGGAAACCUUGGUCUACGUACAUCGAGUUCAUCCGACGGACAGCAUCACCGGCGUCACUAUCAAGUACGGAUGCCAGGCUGCGAUCUUCAGGAAAUCGAAUGGGUUUUGGCCGAGUGACAGUAUUCAGAGUCGAAAGACCGUGCUUCUACCGGUGGACGCCUGCAGCGUCAAGGGACGACCCAUCCGCUCGACGCCGGCAGACCUUCUGACACACGACUCGUCUGGAUAUAUGAAUGGGAGCUCGAUCGCACCCGGGUCUACAGCCGAUACGACACUCUCAACGACCACGACUGAAAGCGAAGCAGACCGCACCUGGAAGCAUGAAUCGUGGGUGCAGAUCGACGGCUUCCCAGCCGCAGUGGAGAUCGGGCGAGUGCCGCGGAUGACAUUGGGGUUUUUCCCACGAACUCGACGGAAAUCAUUCGUCUACAGUGAUUCCGAGGCAUCCCUGACUCCCUUGCGCGAAAGACCAGAAUCCCCGGCACCUCCACCGUCUCUUCCUCGAAACAACCUGCCGACCGGCGUGUUGACAUCCACAAAACCCAGCCCUGGCAUCCGCCAUCAACGCCAGCGCAGUAACUUCCAACUCACUGGCCCCGGUGUCGGUACUCUGGACCGUACUGCCAUCGCACCCGGCCCGGCUCCGGACGGACUGAACAACUUCUUUGCCCAACACCUGCCCACGUUCGGAGCGCCACCGCCGCCAAACCAGAGCCGCACCUCCUCCGACUCGACGUCAACCGUCCUGUCCCACACCACCACUACCAGUCUCGAUAAUCUCGGCGGCGUUCUCGAGGGUUGGGUCCGAAAUAUCGCCACGAAAGCUAAAGCGGGACUCAACGACCUGCAGUCGGGUGUGGGCGAUUUGAUCGAAAUGGACGAUGCACCACCACCUCCUCCUACUUCUCCUCCCCCUCCUCCUUUAGACGCGCAGCGGCAACCGAUUCAAACGGCCGCCCGCUUCCACUCCAACCAGCAGGACUCGUUCGUAACGAACAUGAAUGGCGCGGCAGAGAAAAUUUCCAGAACGACCGGUUCUUGAGCCUGCCUACCUGCUGCUUACCAGUACAUAAUACAUGUGCAUUUCGUUGUCUACAUGUCAUUUCGACAGCGUUGCAUUGUACUGCCUUACU